GUUUUUAUCAUCUUUAAGAACAAUGGAUAUUUCCACCGCCCCCGAAGCAUGGUCUCAAACCUGGAUACAUCUGUGGACUGGUCAGAUUCCAAAGAGGCUCAGAAUCAGACAGUGGAGAAUCAGGACCAACACCCUCCUGCCAUCCAUCAGCCCAAUGACAGCAUGAAGAGACCACCUCCCAUGUCUCCUGACUCUGGACCCACAGAGGCAUGAUGGCCCAGGCAGCCCCACUGCUACUGCUCCUGCCUUUGCUGUUAAUGGGUUCACAGGGACAAGUGUUCCCAGUGAAGUACCAGGAGGGGCAGACACUCAGAGUGAACUGCAGCUACAAUCCCCAGAGAGCUGAGAAGAGGUGGAAAACCUGGUGUAAAGUGAGAGAAGAUGAACAGUGGUGUACAACAGUAAUUAUCAGAAAGUCAGGCUUCCCUGAGCAACGUGGGGACUCACGAGCCUCCCUGGCAGAUGACACCUACACUGGUAGAAUCACCAUCACCAUGUCUAACCUCAGGGUGAACGACUCAGGCAUCUAUUGGUGUGGAAUCCGUGACUCUGUCAGGAACAGUAUUGAUAUUCUCAGGACAAUCAGGCUGGAGGUUUCUCCAGGGAAAGGGAGGAGCCACCCUAAGCUUUCUCAGGAUCAAAAAGACCUGAAAUGAAAUGAAUUCAUUUCAAUGUACACCCCAACAUGAUGCAUGUUCCUGCCAUCCUGAGCUUGGCCCAGGCCACAGGCAAUAUGGGGAUAUCCCUUUCAGGACAGAGAAUCCAGCCACCAUACCCAUGCCCAGAUCCUUGAAGCCCUUUGCCUGCCCUUUCAACUCUGAGUGGACCUCAGAGCUCACUUUUUUUUUUCCUCUUAUGAUGACAAGCACCCCAUCUAUUCCUGGCAUUGUUAUUGCUCUGUAGAUGGGUCAGUCUGUUUCUCUGAGACCUUAGAAUGGCUCCUCAUUGCCUUUGAAAUGAAGAUCAAAUUCCUGAUACUCAAGAUCUUUCAUGUUCUGGCCCUCCAUUAUUGAUUCAAUUUUCUUUCUCACUAUUUCCCUGCAGAGACUCUCCUUUGUGGCCAGGGUGGGCUCUUCACAUUCUAUAGAACAUCAUAUAAAACUCAAGUAUAAAUGGGGGCCACUAAACCUGUAUGUUUGACUUAUAAAAAACAUUUAUUAAUAGUA
Vombatus ursinus (common wombat) is the source of this 1166-nucleotide messenger RNA. RefSeq names its product trem-like transcript 4 protein. The transcript has 4 exons. Bases 210 to 656 code for a protein of 148 amino acids. The record is from RefSeq and is a predicted model, not a curated record. Gene Ontology annotation, molecular function: signaling receptor activity. Gene Ontology annotation, cellular component: cell surface. Lineage: Eukaryota; Metazoa; Chordata; Mammalia; Diprotodontia; Vombatidae.